CCAUCAUCGACAAAUCCAUUCGUCAAUCAUAUCAGUGGAAGUCUCUUCCAAAGCAUCACGAACGAAGGUGUUAUUCGCAUCAAUUCCGAAAAUUCUAUUUUAAUCCUCGAACAUGACACAUUUAAUACUAUCACAUCCAAUCAGAACGGUGGCUGCGUAUUUUUUAGUCCUGGUCACUCAAUUUAUCAAAGAGAUACUUGCGCUCAUAAAGUUUAUUCAAGUACAAAAGCCAAAUUUAGCUAUGUUAAAAUAUCUCAAGCUUUAGAAAACGUGGAUUACAAUUUUAUGAUAUCGAUAACUGAUUGUACACCUGACCCUGUGUCUGACAUAUUUUGGAUUGGAGGCGGGAAAACAUCUCUUUCAAAUUAUAAUUCCACAAACAAUUAUGCAAGUUUUUCUACAGCAUUUUACUUUGGAAAUUCUGUUGGCCAAGCAAAUGCAUCGUUUAUCAAUGUAUUAUCAGGAACUGCUACAUAUAGUUCUCUUGUCUACUCUGACUCUAAUUGUAUUUUAAAACAUUCGAAUUUUUAUAAUAAUAAAGUUAAUGAGAAGACAGAAUGCCUUUUGGCUGUACAUGCAUCAAUUUUUGUUAUAGAUCAUUGCGUUUUUGCUCAAAAUUCUGCACAAAUUUUCGCAAAUAAUAAAAUAUCUGUUUUAAGUUGCUCGUUUUACGAAAAUUCAUUUAGCUCGACAUAUCCUUCUAUUCCUUAUAGCGGAACGCAUAGCUUCACUGUAAAUACUCAGUGCCAUAUGUGGAAACACGACGACUGCAUCAAAAAGUAUUCUUGUGUAUCACAAUAUUUCACAAUAAACUCAUUUCUAUUCUCAUUCUCCAUUUUCAUUCUUUUUCUUUAA
Molecule: messenger RNA, 855 nt
Organism: Trichomonas vaginalis G3
Lineage: Eukaryota; Parabasalia; Trichomonadida; Trichomonadidae
Exons: 1
Source: RefSeq, a predicted model, not a curated record